This is a messenger RNA of Ostrea edulis (European flat oyster), 1043 nucleotides long. Its product is annotated as deoxyribonuclease TATDN1-like. NCBI's taxonomy places the organism in Eukaryota, Metazoa, Mollusca, Bivalvia, Ostreida, Ostreidae. Gene Ontology annotation, molecular function: 3'-5'-DNA exonuclease activity. The record is from RefSeq and is a predicted model, not a curated record. The transcript is spliced from 13 exons. Gene Ontology annotation, cellular component: cytosol. The coding region runs from base 108 to 1028 and encodes 306 amino acids.
CAAAUGGCGUCUCUAUCUGUCGGGCUCGAUGUUUGCGGGGACUUUUGAUCCCAACUAAAAAUACAUGUUUGACAGUUGAACACACGUGUAACUAGAAUUCCAGAAUCAUGGCUUUAGCAGGGAACGUAAGGAAUUCACUUCACAAAUUUAUCGAUAUUGGUGUUAAUUUGACAGACCCGAUGUUCAGAGGUGUUUAUCACAAAUCUAGGAAACACCAAGAUGAUCUAGAUGAUGUAAUAGCACGAGCCAAAGAUGCUGGCAUGAUGAAGAUGAUGAUAACUGGAGGCUGUCUCAGUGAUUGCAGAGAGGCUCUAGAACUUUGUAAAACAAAUGAUAUGUUUUAUUGUACGGUGGGGUGUCAUCCAACUCGUUGUAAGGAGUUUACUGAAGGUGACCCGGAGGAAUAUCAACAGAAGCUGCUAGAUCUGGUGGUCAGUAACACAGACAAAGUAGUGGCCAUCGGAGAGUGUGGACUAGAUUAUGAUCGUCUCCACUUUUGUCCGAAAGAAAUUCAGUUAAAAUAUUUUGAAAAACAAAUCGACCUUGCAGAAACAACAAGGCUACCAAUGUUUCUUCACAGUCGCAACUGUCACCAGGAUUUUAUCGAUAUCAUCAAACGCAACAGAGACAGAAUAAAAGGGGGAGUGGUUCAUUCCUUCACAGGAACACCAGAUGAGGUGAAGGAAAUCUUGGAGCAAGAUCUGUAUAUAGGAAUAAAUGGAUGUUCCUUAAAAACUCAGGAGAAUAUAGAUGUAAUGUGUUCAAUACCGGCAGAGAGAUUAAUGAUUGAGACAGAUGCUCCAUGGUGUGAAAUUCGUCCCACACAUGCAGGUUUUAAACACAUCAAAACACAGUUCCCCACGAGGAAAAAGGAAAAGUGGGAGAAAAAUUUCUGUGUUAAAAGUAGAAAUGAACCCGCACUGAUCGUCCAAGUCCUGGAGGUAAUGAGUGCAGCACGGCAGACAGAAAUUGGUGAAUUGGCGGAACAGCUGUAUGACAACACCUGUCAAAUGUUUUUUCCUCAAUAAAGAUUUUUAGCUAUA